AUGGCAAAUUCUGGAAAUGGAGGCAACACUGCCCCAGGCUCCUGCGCGGUUGCACCCGUCAACCUAAAGACAAAAGCCGCGUCCGCCAACCCUGCACGGAGAGGAAGCGAGCCACCGAGAACCCGAGUCCUCUUCCUCUCAACAACCAGGACCGAUCUCAAGGUCGAAGCAGAGUUUGAUACACAGGCCCAGGCCACCAGCCUCCAUGAAGUCCUCGACGCUGCCCAUGAGGAGAGCGGAGUGCUGUCGCACCGCAUCCUCAAGGUCAAGGAGAAGGUGAUGGAAUGCACGGGCACCAUGAGUGAGCACGCCGCCGACAUCAGCGAGCUCAAGGUUGGCAUGGAGGAGAUGGCUGCUAGGCUUCUUAUUGUUACACCCUUUAAUCGAUACGCGUGGGUGGCAGAGCCCCCGCAGUCUAUCGCAGAGUACUCGACCCGCCGCAACCUAGUCAUGGGGAACUUUUACUCGGCCCUCGUGGCGAGCUUGCCUGCGGCCAGCAGCUGGUCGACUGAACAGCUCCGUGCCGCUCGUCUCGUGGUUCGCAGCGCCACCACCCGGUCUGAGACAUUUUGGCGAAGCGGAAGCCGCCUGCAGCCAGCCACUCAUCCGAGAUCUCUUGGAGGGCCCAGCGAGGCCAACCUCGACGGCACACUGACCGAUACGGAGGGUGUCGACUUGGACCAGCUUCGAGAAUCGGUGCCCCUUAUUGGGCCGGUCUUUAUCGACAAAUCCCUCCGCUCCAACGGCACAUAUCGGGAUGUGACGGCCGAGGAUAUGACAUGGCCGAAGACUUUCGACACUAUCCUCAGCUCAUGAGUGAGUGGGAACCCAGGUAUGAGCGUUCCUCGCGUUAAGAUCUCGGAAUCCCCAGGAAACUACCUCUACACUUUCGAUAUAUUGAACACGAGGAUUGCGCGUUGUUAUACGACGCAGACAGCCGGACUCUUAGAGUUACGCGGUCGCCAAUCUCUUGGCUUGAUCAGCUCAAGCAUCCAAGGUCAGAAGAGGCAGCGCAGUCGGAUGGCGCAGAAGCAAGGCAAAGACGAAGACGACUUCACGGAGGAGGUUGCAAAUUUGUCGUCGAGCGCGU
This is a messenger RNA of Chaetomium strumarium, 1090 nucleotides long. RefSeq lists its product as uncharacterized. The coding region runs from base 1 to 816 and encodes 271 amino acids. The transcript has 5 exons. The record is from RefSeq and is a predicted model, not a curated record. Lineage: Eukaryota; Fungi; Ascomycota; Sordariomycetes; Sordariales; Chaetomiaceae.